AAGAUACGCAAGAAGAAUGAGUGGCAGACCACUGUCCUUGAUCUGGAUCACGAGAAAUUGCGGUCCAAGAGAGACGAGAGAUAUUUGCAUUUGCAGUGGUAACGCAUCAACAUGUCAACCGUCCCUGUCCAGGUCCACAACGACCUGCCUGCCGUUUUCUUCGUCCAUUUGGACUGGUCUUGUAACCCCUGCAAUUCCUUCGAGGAUUUCAAAUCCAGGUUUCGCGUCGAGUUCCAGGCCGACGGCUCUUUUGACCGGCGGGGCGGCGGAAAAAUCGAGGAGUUCGUGGAGCAGGAAUGGCAGAAGUGCCUUUCGGAGAACCCGAAAUGCUGGAACGGCACGAAGUUCCGGUUUCACAGGUACUAUGUUGCGGACGGCGACGAGAAAAGCGGGGAUGGAGGAGAGGGUACAGAGCACAUUGCAAGUGGCGCUGAACCAAGCGGGGGGGCGUCCAUACCAACCAUCCAGGUGGGCUUGACGGAUUUUCGAGCCUUUGUCGGCAGUAUCAGUGCGGCAAAAGGUGAUGUCGCAUUAAUACAAAGUUCUUCUGCGGAUUUGCAUGCUUUCGUCUUUUUCGACUUACGUUGUAAUAGACCCGAAAAUAAUGACGGCCACCGCAAUUCUUGCAAGUAGCCUGGUACUAGAGUCUCCACAGUGGAUUCCAUGUGGUUAUUCGUGGGGCAAGAAGAUGAUCCGGCAAGAACUUCUGCACUGCAUGUGCUUUCACAUCAUACUUAGCAGAGCAGUCUCCUUGUGUAAGUACCGACGGAGCGGGGAAAAACCAAAUUUCUUGUGUGCAGAUGUCGCCGUUGGUUGUAACUCCGCAUAAAAAUUGAGAAGGGUCGAUCCUUUUGCAGUGCAUUCAAGCCACUCUCGCUGUGUUGCAGCCCGGUCGUGUGGACGUGCCAAUACCGCGCACCUUGGAAGCCAGUAAGCAUUGCAAAUUAGUGCGUCUACUUCUGGGAGGUCAGUUGCGAACAAACUGAAAGACAACGUGAGUAGCAGUACCGAAAGACUUGCAGUGCUUCUAGAAGUGGCGCAACAUCGUUUAGCUGUGUUGGCAAUACUUGAACGACUUGCAAUAGAAAGAAGGUUUGAGUAGAUGCGCCUGCUCCUUAUUCGACAUUCUAAAUCGCAUGGUCGUCAUAUUGCGCCGGAGCAGGUAGUUACGACCUAUGUAUGAGGUUAGUAGAAUGAACUUAAUCUACGGAAUUACGAUCAUUGGUCGCUGAAGAGACUGCGCAAUUUACGACGGCGUGCUUUGUCCUGGCGCAUCAGAAAGUAAGAUAGGGAAUCGUGCGCAGUUCAUACAGUCAGCUUACUUGCUUUUAGGUGUAGGCCCGGCUGUUGCUCCCUCCGGGAAGGAGAUUUUUUCUUGAUACAGGCGACGAAAAUUUUUUAUCGUGUGCACGACCACGACGAUCUUAAGGACGGUUGUCCUGCGGAGCCUGGCCGCGGUACCGCGACUUUCACGAGCUGCGUGCGAGAGCAUUACGUUGACAAUACCGUUCUGGGCGAUGGACGUUCCGGGUUACACGCCAAAGAAGAGGCUGCAGCUGCUGCACGAAGACCCGGCGCUGGUCCAAACGGAACUCUCGGGAUUCGGUCCUUCCUUGCGCAGCCGAGCAGUAAUUUAUCACUUGGUAAAAAUAUUGUUCGCAAGAACAACAAUUGUUCUCCGAGCACUAGCAGUAGCUCCUGCUAGAAUUAUCCCGGCAUCGCAAUUUGUUCAAAUGUGAUAUGCUGGCUUUUUUCUAGGUGAUAACACCUGAUUCUGAUCGAAACAUCGGACAACUUUACGGCCCUGAUGAAGCGUAUGGGAUGAGUGGCAGGUGGGAAAUCGAUCGAGAUUCGAAUCAUAAACUUGUACUGGAUUCAUCUUGCAAUUUGUUACUCUACUAAAGGCGGACGCAAAAGCAAAACCUAAAUACUCUUUUGCAUCAGGGAACUGAAGCAAACAGCAGUCCACGGCUGACUACGGUCAUAAAAUACGGGCAUCAUGGUAAUUACCAAACGCAGUGGGCUAUUAUGCUCUUUGAAACACUCUGGUGACAAACAGAGUUGUGUCUGUCUCGGUUACAGAUUUAGAAAGGCACUCAGAAAGCCAAAAAGGACGACUCACGGUCACGGCCGAAAGGCAUUUUUCCACACCGCCCUGAUUCGCAUUGCAAUCGGGAAUUGUGACUUGUGUGUAUUUUGACAAUUUCCCACGACCUGAAAGUGGCACAAGACGCGCGAGGAACACGCCGAACUUACCGGAGUUCUACUCGAUCUGGGGCGGUUUUCACGAACCCAAGUUGACGAACGUAGACGAUGUCGGGACCCUGUACGCCGAAUUCUAUUCGGUGCGGGAAGUGACCGAAGAAGUGGGCAUCACCGAGGACCUGAUCGUGGAAAAGCAGUGCUUUGGCCUCACGGAACGGGCCGACGGGUUGCCACUCUUCGUGUACCUGGUGCGGGUCAUAUCCUGGAAGAAAAUUUUGUUGUCACUGUCUUGGUAUUGCGGGGACAUUUUUGUAAAAAUAGGAUCUGCGUAUACCCACAGCAGUGAGUUGUUCAGGGAACGAGCACCACGCUGCAUGAAUCAGAAGCCCGCAUCACCUGCUGAGCAAAAAAAGUGCUGAGAAUCUCGCCAUCCUUAUCUUGAUAAGCACGAGUUUUUUUCUGCGAUAAUUCAGUGUGUCGCGUGACAGGGUACUGGAGUUGUGGAAAAGAAAUCCGCACGAAGAUGCGAAUAUGGCGUGUCCACGUCCAGGAAAUUUCAAAUCAGAAAAGAUUUUUGCUCCCAAACUGGGAGCGACCUAAGGAUAUUAGUGGUUUGAAGCAUGGCAGGAAAGAACUAGCGUUUUUUGUACAAAGAAAGCUCAGGUUAUCUGCUUUUGAUACACAUGAGAAGGCUAGCCUCUUUCCUGUUGCUACUUCUCAAGAGCACUAUGUACACACAUCUCUUCUUAGCUUGUUUUUUGGGUAAAGCUCGACGAAGGUGCAUUUGUCCUGUUUGUUGUAGUUUUCACAUUUAUUCUUCGAAAGUGGCGCGACUUUCGAAACGUCACUUAUCGCCGCUGAAAUUGACUGCCACCUACGUUAACGUCGGCAGCACAAUAAAAUCAAAAAUCUUCCGUGGGCCACAGACUCUUGUUGCGUGUGUCUUUAAUCAGGAGCCGUAUCCAACAUUGCGUUUCUGGUUUGAAACAACCCUCGUUGAAACCGCCAUAGCGAAAGAAAGCACGGGAAUCGUCUGGGGUAAACUUUUCCCGGAUGUCGCCGCCGAUGGAGCCGCUGGCGCUGUGGAAUAUCCGGACCAAAACGGCACAACGGCGGGGGUGUCGUUCGUAAAUCCUCUAGUAUCCGCUGUAGAAUCUUUAGCACAGACAUUGAUAUGCUCUGUAUGUAUUACUCUCUGCUUUUACUGAAUCAGUGCUAGCUUUUUGCAGUUGCUGUUCGAGUUUGACGCAUAAGAAUUUUUCACUGAAUCGUGAUGCGCAUGACGAGUUGGUCUCUGUGUGAGAGAUUUCCCAGUCCAUACCGAUGCGCUGGGCUCCGAGAUCCGGCGAACCUUGCGGAAUAUCUACGAAACUCGCCCUUCCGGGAGGAGCUGGGCAAACGCAGAAACGAGGACCCCGUUCUCCUGAGUAGCUGCACCUACGCCGGCUUCUAUCUGCUCUGGAAGUGGUACGAAAGCGGUGGACGACGGCACUGAAAUAGAAGUGCGUAGGUGUACGCUUAUGUCAGGGACAACGCAGAACAUGCUGGCUUACAACCUACUUCGGCGCAGGCUAUGCGCUUCCCCUAGUUUCUGGCUUCGUAUGUGCCCCCUGGGGAAGUGUUUUUUCUCAUCCAGGAAGGGCGAACUCGUCAUAUCAUUAUAAAUGGCUCGCUGCUGCCGGGCGCGGGGACCCAAAAAUCCUGUCGUGAUACACACAUGAUACAUGAACAAUUCCGCGAUCUAUGAUCCUGAUCAAAAUAGUAUGCGCUCUUGAAGUAGAAGUGCGUGGUCAACGCUAAAAGCGGAAAAGCCAGCACUGUCGCACAGAUUUCUCGAGAUGCGAUGGCGCGCAGGAACGUACAGACUUUGUGCUACUCAUUCCCGCAGUGCCAUCAAACUGUGCAGAGUCCAUUGAUCUGCAGUGCGGAUAUACCUAAUUGAAGCAAGAGCUCUGCCUGCGUGGCUGUAAACGAAAGAGCAAACACGAGUGCGAGGUGUGAUAUGUGAGACAUUUUUAUAUAGACAAGCAGAAGUACAGACUCCACUACUCGUUCUCACAGAUUUUACUUCGUUCUGAAAAGAAAAACAAUAUAGCGUCUGCC
Amoebophrya sp. A120 is the source of this 4308-nucleotide messenger RNA. Lineage: Eukaryota; Dinophyceae; Syndiniales; Amoebophryaceae. The record is from the annotation of a GenBank genome assembly.